Molecule: messenger RNA, 1029 nt
Organism: Sodiomyces alkalinus F11
Lineage: Eukaryota; Fungi; Ascomycota; Sordariomycetes; Glomerellales; Plectosphaerellaceae
Product: glyceraldehyde-3-phosphate dehydrogenase
Exons: 3
Coding region: 1-1029 (342 amino acids)
Biological process (GO): glucose metabolic process
Molecular function (GO): NADP binding; NAD binding; oxidoreductase activity, acting on the aldehyde or oxo group of donors, NAD or NADP as acceptor
Source: RefSeq, a predicted model, not a curated record
AUGAGCAACACGAGUCCCCUGAAGGUUGGAAUUAACGGCUUUGGCCGAAUUGGGCGCCUCGUCUUCCGCGUGGCAGUCGAUCACCCAGAAAUCGAAGUCGUCGCUGUGAACGAUCCCUUCAUCGAUGCGAAAUAUGCCGCUUACCUCCUGAAUUACGAUUCCACCCACGGCCGCUUCAAGGGCGACAUCAAACCAGGAAAAGACGCCUCCAGCCUCGAAGUGAACGGGAAGAAAAUAGACUUCUACCAAGACUCGUCGCCGGCCUCGAUCCCGUGGGACAAGUCGGGCGCAAAGUACAUCAUCGAGGCGACCGGCGUCUUCAAGAGCGUCGACAAGGCGAAAGCCCACGUGCAGAAGAAGGACAGCGGCGGCCCGCAAAAGGUCGUCAUCACCGCCCCCUCGCCCGACGCCCCGAUGUACGUCGUCGGCGUCAACGAGAAGACCUACGACGGCGCCGACGUCGUCUCCAACGCCUCCUGCACCACCAACUGCCUCGCCCCGCUGGCCAAGGUCAUCCACGACAAGUUCGGCAUCUCCCAGGGCCUCAUGACCACCAUCCACUCCUACACGGCGACCCAGAAGACCGUCGACGGGCCUUCGGCCAGGGACUGGCGCGGCGGCCGCGGCGCCGCCCAGAAUAUCAUCCCCAGCAGUACCGGGGCCGCCAAGGCCGUCGGGAAGGUCAUUCCCGCUCUGGACGGGAAGCUGACCGGCAUGGCCAUGCGCGUGCCUACGCCUAAUGUGUCGGUUGUCGACCUGACAUGCUGCCUGGAGAAGCCUGCCUCGUAUGACGAUAUCAAGAAGACCAUCAAAGCUGCCUCUGAGGGGCCUAUGAAGGGAGUCAUCGGCUACACAGAGGACGCGGUGGUGUCGAUGGACAUGAAUGGGCACGACAUCCCCUGCGUCUUCGAUGCCGGCGCCGGACUUUCACUCAACGACAAGUUUGUGAAGCUCAUUGCUUGGUAUGACAAUGAAUGGGCCUACAGCCGAACCGUCAUCGAGCUGCUCUCUCACAUUGCAAAGGCUUGA